Molecule: messenger RNA, 8534 nt
Organism: Syngnathus typhle (broad-nosed pipefish)
Lineage: Eukaryota; Metazoa; Chordata; Actinopteri; Syngnathiformes; Syngnathidae
Gene: gse1b
Product: Gse1 coiled-coil protein b
Exons: 17
Coding region: 479-6733 (2084 amino acids)
Source: RefSeq, a predicted model, not a curated record
CCCGAAUCAUAAAUGCGGGGGAGGCUCUCCGAGAGACGGGGGUCGUGUGUGUGUGUCGGGGGGUUUCCUUUGGGGGUGUCAUACCGGGUGCCGUGGGUCUGGGAUGGCGCUGAGUACAGUGUGAGCGGGUUUGCAGCAAAACUUUGCUGAGCGGAGGCAAGGCUGCAAAAGUUCGCCGGGGAGGCUGAGUCGCAACCCCGCACGGUUCCGCUGUCAUGUCCCUCCUGGACCUCCCGUGUGAAAAAACAUAUGGAUUAGAAACUUCAGAAUGCGUGGAUUGUUGUCUCGCUAAAGUGGAUUUAUCCGUGGGAUAUAAAAGUCAUCGCUUUGCUGCUUUUGCUGCACGCUGUUGCAGUUUCAAUGGACUCUUAUCUACCGGACUGAAAUGCAUUGCUUAACUUGGAGAUAAGCGAGGAAGCUUGAGGAGGACAUAUACCAUGUAGCCUUGUGUCGGUUCUUUUUUUUUUUUUUCCACGCAAUGCAUUCCUCCCGUGACAAGGAAGUGGGGCUCUUAUCUCGGAAACACCGACUCAUGGCUGCGGCUAUGCCCGACGAGGAUAGCCCUUUGCCGGUCAACACUUCCAGGGCUGACCGCAACGGCUUGGGGGGAAUAGUGCACUGUUUUAUAUGUGGCAGCGGAGUCACGGCAGGGAAGGAGCUGAGAUUGCAAGUGACAUAUCAAAAGGAACGCUACCCCUUUUUCCCGUUCCUUCAGAACCAGGAGCCAGCUCCGGGUGCGAGCGAGCUGAGCCCGGAGGGUCACGCGCUGGUGUGCGCUGUGUGUCACUGCUUCCUUGCGGAGCAGUGGAACUCCUUUGAGAGGAGCGGGACGCCCAUCGAGAAGCGCAUGUACUGGCUGAAGCGACCCUAUCAGUGUGACUCUCGCCGGGUUCCCCAGGAGUGGAAUAUCUCCUACGAGCUGGAGCGGAGGAUCAGCACCGGUAGCCACAACUACGACGGGGGCGCGGAGUCGGACUUCUCAUCCUUCUCUGACAACAUGUCAGAUCAGGAGAUGGAUGUGGUGGACAGGGGUGGUGUGAGUAAAGACAAGUGCCCGAGAGCAGCGGCUAAAUCGCAGAGAGAUGGGAAUCGGAAAAGCAGUGUUAAAAACAGCCCAGACUCCCCAAGGACGCUCCCCCGGUAUACGGUUGGGGUCUAUGGUGCGCAGGGGUCACCCAAACCGGAAAGCUUGACGCCUACGAGACGCGCACCUAAAAUGAUGAAUAAUGUGUGUCAGUCAUCAUAUUCUUUGGCCAAGUUUCAGGAGAGUGUGCCUCAGCGGUGCAAUGACAACCACCUCCCCAAUGCACCUGUGCAGGACAACGGGGUCAUUAUCCGCCACAGGUCAUGGCUGGGCGAGGCCAACGCGAGACACCCUGAUCCGCGUCACAUCCAGCGAGGACCCGACAACAGCUGCGCCUCACCCGGCUAUCCUCAUCCCACCUCCAUCGUCAACUCUAAAUGUAAUCGGGAUAUUCCGAGAGGCAGCAACUCGGAUGAGGAUGAGAUUAACAUCACAAGUGAUGAAGACAGGGACGUGCGAGGUCGUAAAACUGUCAAACAUCGUGGUGACCUUUUGACCAGAAAAGUAGCACAAUUGCACCGCAAUGCAGAGUCAAACGCAGAGGGACGCGCUUGCUUUAUCUGCGGCACUGAACUCAGUCCUGGUGGAAGUUAUAAAGUCAGCGUUCAAAAGCAAGAAAAGGCACAAGGGGAACCUUUCUUUCCUUUCCUGUGGCUGCACAGCCCCCCUCCAGGUGCAUCACCCAUCAGCCCAGCAGGUGUGACACUGGUGUGCGGCAGUUGUCACGCCUCACUCAUGCAGCAAUGGCACAACUUCCAACAGGCGGACGUUCCCGUGCUUCAACGCCUUUAUGUCGUCCCGCUCAACCCAGCCGCCGCGUCCCAGCAGGACAAAAUCAUUCAGGCAACGGCGUGCGACACUAGAGGUCCUCGUGAGGCGUGUUUUCUGUGCGGCAAUGAGUGCGGCGCCGAUAAAGUGGUGCACGCGCAGGCCGGCGUCGGUAAAUCUCGCGGGGUGAUGUUUUUUCCUUUCAUCAACAUGCUCCCCUGCCCACCCAAUGCCCAACCGAUGAGGAAUGGCCGUGUGCGCUGCUGCUCUCAGUGCCUUUUAAUCCUGGAGGACAUCUGGAGUGCUUAUCACCUUUGUCUCAACGAGGACCUCAUCACCUCUCUCAGCUCCUUCCUGGUCAGGUAUCAUUCGGUCAUGGCCAUUGAAGGGUUUGGAGCUAUUCGUUCCCGUACGGGUGUUUCUUCUGAGAGCUCCGUGUCGGUGUGCUACUUGUGUGGAUCGGAGUUGUCUCCCGGAUGCGAGUUCCAGCUUCAUGUCAAUCCGCCUGGACGUUGCGGUGAGAAGGAGCCUUUCUUCCCCUUCCUCACGGUGCACCCACCUGCUCCUCGAGCCAAGCCAGUUGACGCCACAGGCCUGGUGUCCGUUUGCGCUCUCUGCUACCACGAUCUGCACAGUCAGUGGGCCCAACAUGAGAGCAAAGGCCCGGGCCCCGCCGCACCCUCUACAUCAUCCACCUCCGGACCAUCCAGCUCUCCUUGGGCCCGCCAGUACACCUGUGAGGCCUUUGUGUGCUUCUUCUGCAGGCAGGAGCAGCGCAGGCAAGGGCGGAUGUGCACGGUCACUGUGGCGCGGCUCCCUGUUUUCCUCUAUGCGCCACGCAGCGCUGGCACCCUCCUGGUAGAUGAUGGGAGGAGGCUGAUAGUUGGCUCGUGUAUGGAUUGUAAAUCCGUGGUCCAGGUGGGCUGGAGCGCACAGCAGGACAGGGAGCGGCCGCGACACGGGGCCUCAGAUGGCCAGAGAGAAGAACUGCAAUUAACCUCCCCACAGCCUGGACAACAGGCCGACACUGUGACAGAGGAGUCGACGAGAGCCGGCAAGGAGGAAAGCUUAAAGAUUUCGCAACCUGCAAGCGACCACGCUCAUCACCCAGUGACCUUGGAGCCAGAGAUAUCCGAGCCAGUCGACCGCCCAUGCUCCAGCAUGAGCCAUGAGCCAAAGUCACCAUCCCUAGGAAUGAUCUCCACGGCAACCCGUACAACGGCGACGGUCAGCCCUCUCACCCCGUCACCUCUUAAUGGCUCCAUCGUAGCCAAUGGAAGCCCAGCUGCCCAGUCGGCUCACUCUGGAUUCGCUGCAGCCCUCCGAAAAUUGGCAAAACAGGCAGAAGAACCACGAGCUGCCUCCUCCAUCAGCAGUGAAUCCUCCCCAGUGUCGUCGCCAGCCACCAACCACAGCUCUCCCGUCAGUACGCCCAAGAGGGGCCCUCUCGGUCCAGGGCCUGUCCUGGUUCCGCCGACAGGCCACAGCGUGCCAAACACUCCACCCGUCGUCACCAUUGCUCCAACCAAGACUAGCAACGGACUCUGGAGGACCGAGGGACGCCAGGCUGAUUCCGGGCCUCGUGGGGCCAGCAGGGAACGGCUGGGUGCGGAAGGGACCCUCCCCCAGGAAAAGGGCCCCUCAGUCCCCGCCCACCUGCUGGGAAACCCUUAUGCCUUCGGUCUCCCCCCUGGCGCUGUGAUGCAGGAUUCACGUUUCCAGCCGCUCAACCUCCCCAGACAGUUGCCUAAUGCCGUGCCGCCUGGUCCUGUACCCGAAGAGUACCUCCGUGGUUUCAGGCCCUAUGCCACUACUGAGGAUGCCCUCCGCAUGCCCUCUUUGCCAUUGGGUCUGGACCCCGCCACCGCAGCUGCCGCCGCUGCAUACUACCAUCCCAGCUACUUGCCCCACCCCUCCUUCACCCCGUACAGGAUGGAUGACCCAUUCUGCCUCGCGGCUUUGAGGUCACCUUUCUAUCCGCUACCAGCAGGGGCCGCUUUACCCCCCAUCCAUCCAUCUGCAGUCCAUAUGCACUUAUCAGGGGUCCGCUACCCUGGAGACUUCACACACCCGUCACUCUCAGCACUGCAGUCUGAAAGGCUUCAGCUGGAGGAUGAGCUGCGGCAGCGCGAGAGGGAGCGGGAACGCGAGCGCGAAAAAGAGCGGGAGCGGGAGGCCGAGAGAGAGAAAGAACGGGAGCGCGAAAGGGAGCGGGAGCUGGAACGAGAGCGAGAACGGGAGCGAGAGAGGGAACGAGAGCGGGAACGGGAAAGAGAGAGAGAAAGAGAGAGGGAGAAGGAGAGAGAAAGAGAAAAGGAACUGGAAAAGCAAAAGGAGAAAGCGCUGAGAGAGAAAGAGCUUCAAGCCUCUAAGGCUAUGGAGAGCCACUACCUGGCUGAGCUUCAUGCCAUGAGAGGGCAGGAGGACCGAAGCAAGCCAGAAAGACUCACCCCUAAUCGGGCUGAUAAAACCAAAGAGCCCCCUCUGCCCGCUCCAAAACCGGUCCCGCCAGGACUCCACUCUGCAAUGGUACAAUCGCAUCACCCGGUCCCUGGUCUAAUCUCAGGCCACAGCCUCUUCAUGGGGCCCAGUGCUGUGGGGACAGGUCUCCCAACAUCCAUAAUCGCUCCCAGGAACAAUGAGGAGGAGAGGUGGUUGGCAAGGCAACGCAAGAUACGGCAAGAGAAAGCGGAUCGCCAAUACCAGGUGUCGGAAUUCCGCCAGCAGGUUCUGGAACAGCACCUGGACUUAGGCCGGAGCCCUGAUGCGCCAGAACAUAGGACAGACUUGCACAGACCAAAUAAUCACGAAGCGGGAAGCCGAGACCCCCAUUCCCAUUUAGGUGCCCCUCCACCACUCAUCUCUCCCAAGCCCUCCCAACCACCACGUGAACAUCAUCCUCCACCUCCCACAACUUUGUGGAACCCAGCAUCUCUAAUAGAGACACGCUCAGAGUCCCGACGCACCCAUGAUCCCUCGGGGAUGGGACAUUACGAUCUCAGUCGGCUACAGCCCGGCCCCUCCAAGUAUGAGGAUGGGGGCAGGAGAGACAGUGGGGCAAUGGAGAAGUAUUUGCAACCCAGAGGUCCGCCUGGCCUGCCGGAGCCCGGUACAUUCCUCGCCGAUCUGGAGAAAUCCACCCACUCUUUCUUCAACCAGCAUCGGGCGUCCAUGUCCCUGACCAGCCAGUAUGAAAUGGAAGGAGCUGUCAAAAGCAGCGCUGGACUGAAGAGCCUCCAAGGCCACGGCCGUCACGGACAAGCGAUGGGCACGGUGUCUGGGUCAGGUGUAGGACAGUUAGCCCCACUGGAAAUGGCGCCAGACACGAUGCUGAUCUAUGACGAGCUUCUUCAGCAGCACAGAAGGCCGGUCAGUAAGCUGGACUUGGAGGAGAAGAGGAAGAGGGAAGCCAAGGAGAAAGGUUACUACUAUGAGCUGGAUGACUCAUAUGAUGAAAGCGAUGAGGAGGAGGUGAGGGCACAUCUCAGAAGGGUAGCAGAGCAGCCUCCACUCAAACUUGACGACUCCACCGAGAAAUUGGACUUUCUAGGAAUGUUCAGCCUGACCACUGUGGGCCGGCGGGAGGAGCUGAUGCAGCAGAAGAGAAGAAAGCGACGGAGGAUGCUCAGGGAGCGCAGCCCCUCGCCAGCUGCCACGCAGUCCAAACGCACGCCUCCUCCCCCGCAACUCAGCACGCGCUUCACCCCUGAGGAGAUGGACCGAGCACCGGAGCUGGAGGAAAAGAAGCGCUUCCUCACGAUGUUCAGACUUUCUCAUGUCACCCUUCAGCAGAAAAAAGAUACUGAAAGGGCAGCGGAGCUGCUCCAGGCAAUUAAAGAGAAGAGCAUAACCUUGGAUACCAUCAGACAUGCCCCUCAUCCGCUGUGCAAAAGCCCCACAGUACAGCUCUCUGAUUCGGCAUGUUCCCAGCCCACCUCAGAAUCAGAAGACCACCACGGUGUCAGGACACAUAGCCCCGCCUCACAUUGCCCCUUGUCCCCGUCCCCUAAUGGCAAUCCAAAACCCCUUGGGGACACGCUAAGACCAAAGGAUCCUCCUUCUCCAGCUGUCUACCCAGACAAGGCCCGGGGGCCUACCGAGGGGCCAAUCUCCAGGAGGAGUUCCAGCCUGCUGAACAGCUUGCGGCCUCCGCUCCCUCUACAGGCUAAGGAGGGUGUCCACAGCAUGAAUGGACGCACCAAACCUUGGGACAGCUUCACCCCGGAGGAAUUUGCUCAGCAGUUCCAUGAAUCUGUGCUGCAGUCCACUCAGAAAGCGCUGCAGAAACACAAAGGCGGGGGUGCCGGGAUGUCGGAAACGUCUCCCCUGCAGGAGUCCUCAGUUCAUUACAACAUUCCCGAGCUGCAGAGUGCCCCCGGCAGGCCGCUUCCACCGCAUUCCCAGUCACACGCCAGCACGCACCAAUCGGCUCUCGCACUUGCGCACGCUCACCCUCAGCCCAACGGGCAGCACUUCUCCGCGUCGCUCCAUCGCGACGCUUCAGGGACGAGGGAGGACCUGUCUGCCUCAGAGGAUGACGACGACGAAGAGGAGGAGGGGGAGGAAGAGGCGGCGCCAGCUUCCAAGUGGCAAGGGAUUGAAUCCGUAUUUGAAGCUUAUCAGGAAUAUGUUGAAGAACAAAGUCUGGAGCGGCAAGUAUUGCAGAGCCAUUGUCGACGGCUGGAAGCUCAAAACUACAACCUCAGUCUCACUGCUGAACAGCUCUCACAUACCAUGGGGGAUCUGAUGUCCCAGAGGCAGAAGCUGGCCAUAGAAAGAGAGAAGCUGCAAUCAGAGCUGGAGCACUUCAGGAAGUGUUUGACUCUGCCACAGACGCACUGGCCCAGAGGCGGACAUUACAAGGGCUACCCUCCCAGGUGACACCCCCUGGCCACCUAAAACUAAAAGACAUCUAAUGCCCCACCCCACCCUCUUCUCAGAUACUUUUCUUCUCAAAUUAAUAGCAGAUUAUCCCAAUCUACGGGGAUCCAUGGUGGAGAAGCAGGUUAAUAGAACAGUCAAAGAAGGGUAGUCAGGGCUACAAGCCAAGGUGUGCCAACAUAACCACGAAAGGAGAUCAGCAAAGGGGGCGGGACAAGAUGCUUCUCACACACAAACACACACACACACACGCACUCCUCUUCUUCAACACCGCCACCCAAACACAGACAAUCCUGCCAACGGGGGGGAAGAGACACUCCGAAAGUCCAAAGGAACGCUUGCGGCCAGUCAGGAAGUGACGUCAUUGCGGCGGCAGUGCGAGCGUUCCAACUGGACAUGCACUUAAGAAUAAUAGCUGAAGAACUACCUGGUGGUACUGUGUUACAACAAAGACAUAUUUGAAUUUGGACAGAAUGUUGAAAUGCACAUUUUUGGGGAAAUAAUUAACAAAAUGUUUUAUUUCAAAAUAGGACAAUUUGAGAAUAAGAAUUUUAAAAGGUGCUUCAGCCUUAUAUUGUAUAUAAUAUGAAGACUUAAAAGAAUUUUUGUAAGUUUAUUAUUUUAAUCAUUGUUCUUUUCAAAGAAAAAAAGCCUGCCAUUUUUUUAAUUUGUUUAUGUUUUUGGGUUUGCAAAAGACAGCCUUGCUUUUAGUGUUUGUAUUGCUGCUGGACAGAACAGCUCAUUCUGACAACACGUUGAAGAGAAGAUGAGAGAAAACACAGGAUCGGACCUUCAGCGGCUGCGAGCCGCCAUGUGGUGCCGACCCGCGUGCCCUUUUGCCACCUUUUUAUUCAUAGCGCUGCGUGACGUCCAUUUCAGUUACUCUGCUUACUUAACAAAAUGUUUGCCUCCCACUGGAGUGUGCACACAAACCAGUUUUUGUUACUUGACUGGCUUUGACUUGAUUUUUUUUAUUUUAUAUAUAUAUAUAUAAAAAUGAAGUAAAGGGGCCAGAUGAUGUUGCUGGUUCCUGAAGACUCCUCCUCACACGCAUCAAAUAGCAUCAAGUGACAAGCCUUUGCCAGAUCCAAGCAUUAUAUCCACAAACACGGGGGGCCGAGUGCCAAACAAUACAUUUCAAAUUCAAAUGAUUUAGCCAAAAGAAAUAAAACCAUCCAGGAUGGAACUAAGCUAAAAAGCCUACAAAUCUUAUCCCUCAUGCGAUGUCCAAGGAUCAUCCCUAAUAAUCCGAUCCGAUGCCAACGUGUAACAAACUGAAAAUAACAAACUGAUCUGUUUACAGCGUCGUCCGUGGCUCUACCUAGAGACGUGUAGCAACCUGCAGCGAUUUUAAAUUUCACUGUCAAGUCUGCCUGGAAAAUAUGCAGAAGGCAGUUCAUCAAAAUGGAAGCACAACACCCUCAUUAGCAGCAAAUGAAUAAGUGCCUCAAUUAUUUUGGACCGUCUUUGAUCAAACUGUAGCUCAAACCUUUCACAUCCACCCAAACUAAAAGUGGGGAGCAUCACAGCCUGUUUGUUUGAGGGCUGGGUGAGCGCGACAGGGUGGCACAGCACACAGCGUAAGCCCCGCCUCAUCUCUCACCAUCCACGCACGGCCACGCCACAGCGCCAUUUACUCAGCGGAGGAUGUCUAGAUGCUGUGAAAUCCUGUUUUCAAAAGAAUUGUUCGUUUGACUCCAUUGUAAUGUAAUAUAUUCUUUGUUGAAUGUAGUAAUUAGGUAUUUAUGAAUAUAUGGCUGUGAUUUCAGACAAAAAAAGAAAAUAAAAUAUUUCAAAAAUG